UACGCUCGCAACUGCGCGUUACAAAUAGCGAAGGCAGAGCUCACGAGUCACGAGCACCCCCCCCCCUCUCUCAAGUUUCAAUGGCGAACGCAGUUUCUGUGCAGGAAUAUAUGCCAGUGGGGUAUAGAUUCCGUCCAACAGAUGAAGAACUCGUGGGUCACUACCUGAAGAACAAAUUGAACGGUGAUAAUUCGGCUCUUCAGAUUAUCCGUGAGAUUGACAUUUGUAAGCACGAGCCCUGGGAUUUACCUGAGUUUUCGAUGAUCAAGUCGGAUGACCCAGAGUGGUUUUUCUUCAGUCCUCGUGAUUUCAAGUACUCAAACAGUACUCGGUCUAACAGGGCAACAUCGCGUGGCUUCUGGAAAGCCACUGGAAAAGACAGGGACAUUAAGGCUCGUGGUACCGACGAGAUCAUUGGGACCAAGAAGACUCUUGUUUUCCAUAGAGGUCGUGUUCCUAAUGGCGUCAAGACCAACUGGGUCAUUCAUGAAUAUCAGGCUGUAACAUUUCCUGUUGACCAGAGAACCUUUGUUCUAUGCAAGUUAAUGAAGAAACCUGAGAAAGCAGAAGGGAGAACCGAUGCGUUAAUCUGUGAUGAAGGGGAGCCGAGUCGCUAUAUGUCUUCUGACCAUGAAAAUCUAGCUAGUGAGACUACAAUUCCAAAUGUGUACUCUUUGUCUUCAAUCAAUCUGGAUCCAUUUUUUCAGACAGAACACCCAGUGGAUGAAGUUGACUUAAGCCCAUUACAUUUUUCUCCAAUAGUCAAUGAGCAGGAAUUUUCUUUCCCAUUUUCCCCGAGGCUCAAUUCCUAUACUGGAAAUGAUGACAGCAGUAUAAACCUGCCUUUUGAAACUACCGAGGAGGAAGAAGAAAAUGCUGAUGAGUUUGUGAAUUCAAUCUUAGCUGAUGAGGAAAUAUUCCAGAGUGAGGGAGUGGGACAUGCUUUUGUCCAUGAGUUCACCCCCUCAGAAGCAUUGAGAAAGGUGUACUAUGGAAGCAGUGACACAGAUGCAGAAGUUGUCUAUGCACAGUAUGGAAAUAUUGAAACUUCAACCAAAUCGUAUAAAACUGAUGGUCCAAGGGAAUGCAUGCUAAUGGCAAAGGUUAACAGCUCUGAACUUUCUUCCAACCAAGCAAAACGAGGGAAAAAGGGCAGAUCCUUUCAAGAUGAUUUGGACUCUUCCUCUGGUGAUUCAACCCUUGCUAGGCCACUUGAGAUCAGUCAGAUAGAGCUUGUUAGCUCUGCUUCCACUAUAAAGGCAUGCAAAACCCAAUAUCAACCAAGAUCAGCCAGCUCUGUGUCACUGAGAUAUGGAGCAAGAAGAUCUCAAACACAUAGAAAGUCUUCAACCAAAGCAGCAUAUCAUGAGGCUCAGAAAGAAACACCGGAGCAUUCAAACAAUGAUAAGGGAGUAGCUCAGGUUACUGAUAAAAGAAACACUUUAAAAGCCCCAAGUAGUCAAUCCUCUGGUGUCAAUAGGAGGAGUUCUUUCAUUCAACUAGAGACACCAUUAUCAAGCCAAAACCUUAGUCCACCAUCCGUAUAUCUUGGCAAUGUUGUUAUAGGGCUUUUCCUGUUUGUAGUCAUUAUUUGGGAAAUGCUAUCAUAUGGGAAGUUCUGUUAGUGCCUUACUUGCACAAAGCACAUUUCCCCUCAUGGAAAAACCGCGUGUUUCAAUGGGCAUUCAGGACAGUAAUUUGAAGAUCAAGCAGGCAGCAACAAUCAAGCUUGACGUGAAGAUUGGUUUGUGGCAAUUACUCAUAAAAAUACUGUCUUAUCCUACCUAAAUGCUGUUUUUCCAAGUGCAAGUAUAUGUUAUGUAACUUUAUGUUUAAGUAAUGUGUAAAGCCGGUAAAAGCAUCCCUGUGAAGUGCUGUUUGUAUCUUGUGUGGAAUCAACCUUAUGCAGAAUCCUAAUUCCUAACCAAUUUUGGUGA
Prosopis cineraria is the source of this 1937-nucleotide messenger RNA. Its product is annotated as NAC domain-containing protein 62-like. Gene Ontology annotation, molecular function: DNA binding. The record is from RefSeq and is a predicted model, not a curated record. Gene Ontology annotation, biological process: regulation of DNA-templated transcription. Bases 81 to 1625 code for a protein of 514 amino acids. Lineage: Eukaryota; Viridiplantae; Streptophyta; Magnoliopsida; Fabales; Fabaceae. The transcript is spliced from 6 exons.